This is a messenger RNA of Sebastes umbrosus (honeycomb rockfish), 3426 nucleotides long. RefSeq names its product HERV-H LTR-associating protein 1. Bases 411 to 2981 code for a protein of 856 amino acids. The transcript is spliced from 16 exons. NCBI's taxonomy places the organism in Eukaryota, Metazoa, Chordata, Actinopteri, Perciformes, Sebastidae. The record is from RefSeq and is a predicted model, not a curated record.
AAUGUAUAGGUGACAUUAAAAGGAGGAAACAGGUGAGGACACACCUGGGGACUGGUUGGAGAGAAACGGGGGGCGGAACUUCUUGUUUUGGGCAGGUGUCACUCAGAGCUGAUUGGACGACAGCUACCUGGAACAAGGAACCAGAGAGACAGACAGUAUGGUGGCUGACAGACUGACUCUUCUAACAGACUCCUCUGAAACUAAAGGAGCAGCAGCUCUGAGAGCUCAGUGAGCUGCCAGCCUCUGCUGUUCAGAGGUGGGGGGGGGGGGGGAACAGGCAUCUCUUCAUCCUUAUCUGACCAUAGGAGUGUGAUCUACACGGGGCCGGGUUGGAUGCUGCUUGCUGGGCGAUCAUCAGCGCUGCUCAGUCUACGGGAGGAUUCAAGGAGCUGCAGUGCUUCAGCGGGGUCAUGGCCGGAUUACAGCAUCCACGCCUCUGUUCUAUCAUCUGUGUCUCCACCGUUUUACUCCUCAUCCUCCUCAGCCAAGCAUUAAGAGACAGACGGCAGGAAGGGAGACACAGAAGAGACGUCCUGGACUCCACAGAAAUCCCAGCGGAGCACAUCGAUCCGGCCGCCAUCGACCUCACUCCCCUGGUCAAUACUUUAAUAAAUAACAGCCAAUCGGGCUCGCGGCAGCUCUUCUCCCUCCUCAGCGUGACGUCCUACAGCUCCCUGGCUCUCCAUAAACUCACCCUGCUGCUCUACAACAUUUCCAGCAUCAGAAGUUUAGAAAGCAACAAGUUCAGGAGACGGUUCUGUUACUGUGUCACUAAUGAGACCAACGAUCUGACAGACUUUACGGCCAUACUGUUGGAUGUGAUGGGAAACUCCACCAGUUACCUGCAUGAGCUCUUUAAAUCUGCCUCCAUACUAUCAGUGAGCCAGAGGAACAACUCCGACUGUAUCUACAUCUGUGUGAUGGCCGGUAAGAUGGGCAGAGACGUGCCGGAGCUUUGGGAGGUCGGAUCCAUCACGCCGCUCUUCAACCAGACCAUCGUGGAGGGACCGCACAGAGUAGGUAACAUCUCCUCCUUCAGACUGCCUGUCGCAUGGAACCAACUGCCCACGAAUCUGAGUCACAUCUCUCCAUCUGGGAUGAGCUCCAUGUUAACCAGCAGAGUCCAUUCCACCGAACAUGUUUCACCAACAUCUAUGGAUGAAGCUGCUGCUACAACAGAAAAGAUGACCACCGCCCAGCCGCUGGCACCAGCUCCACAACCUGCAACCAUCAUACCACAAAGUCAGACUACAGUGGAGACGACACUGAAAGUAUCGACGCAUGCAGUGAUGACCGCACAGACAACCGCUACUAUUUCACAACCAAUGACGACGCUGCAAGUCACCACUGUUACAAAAUCUGCAUCCCCGACCACAGUAAGAGCUCCAUCAACCACAGUAGGAGCUCCACCAACGACAUCGACCACAGUAGGAGCUCCACCAACAACAUCGACCACUGUAGGAGCUCCAUCAACCACAGUAGGAGCUCCACCAACGACAUCAACCACCGUAGGAGCUCCAUCAACCACAGUAGGAGCUCCAUCAACCACAGUAAGAGCUCCAUCAACCCCAGUAGGAGCUCCAUCAACCACAGUAGGAGCUCCAUCAACCACAGUAAGAGCUCCAUCAACUACAGUAGGAGCUCCAUCAACCACAUCUACCACAGUAGGAGCUCCAUCAACCACAGUAGGAGCUCCAUCAACCACAGUAGGAGCUCCAUCAACCACAGUAGGAGCUCCAUUAACCACAGUAAGAGCUCCACCAACCACAGGAAGAGCUCUAUCAACCACAAAAGGAGCUCCAUCAACUACAUCUACCACAGUAGGAGCUCCAUUAACCACAGUAGGAGCUCCAUCAACCACAUCAACCACAGUAGGAGCUCCAUUAACCACAGUAGGAGCUCCAUCAACCACAUCAACCACAGUAGGAGCUCCAUUAACCACGGUAAGAGCCCCUUCGACAACAGUAAGAGCACCAUCAACCGUUAGCGCUCCAACAACCACAGUAGGAGCCCCUUCGACCACAGUAAGACCUCCAUCAACCAUUAGAGCUCCAACAACCACAGUUAGAGCACCAUCGACCACAGUAAGACCUCCAUCAACCAUUAGAGCUCCAACAACCACAGUUAGAGCACCAUCGACCACAGUAGGAGCCCCUUCAACCACAGUAGGAGCCCCUUCAACCACAGUAGGAGCACCAUCGACCACGGUAGGAGCACCAUCAACCAUUAGAGCUCCAUCAACCACAUUUAGAGCUCCAUCAACCACAGUAGGAGGUCCAUUAACCACAGUAAGAGCACCAUCAACCAUUAGAACUCCAUCAACCACAUUUAGAGCUCCAUCAACCACAGUAGGAGGUCCAUCAACCACAGUAAGAGCACCAUCAACCAUUAGAGCUCCAUCAACCACAGUAGGAGCUCCAUCAACCACAGUAAGAGCACCAUCAACCGCAAGUGCAACCCAACCGGCCGCAGCGUCAACCAAACCCACGCAGUUCUCACCAGUUAUUAGUCUGACCCGGCUAAUCUCAACUACACACCAGCCAAGUACCACCAGCCAGCACACGACUUCCACAGUUCAUCCCACAAGACUUUCAGCUGUCCGACCCACAGCAGGACCUACAGUGGCUAGAAGGACUACAGGGCCCCUUAGCAGGAGAACUACAACACCCAGCAAGCCUGUGGCGACAGAAAAACCAGGUUGUCCUUGGAGGAAGCCGGAGCGGACCGACGUCUCGCUGUCCGGCAGCACGACGACCGUCGGCGCUCACAAGCUGCAGCCGUGCGUCCUCGAGCUCUGCAAGUUCUUCUCUCAGUGCCUCUGCAGACCCUCCGGCCACAAGACGCGCAUGAAAAGAUACUGCGACGACAGCCACCUCUGGUAUGUGAAACACACGUCUGAGGUGUGUCGGCGGGUCAGGAGAGUCUCCUUCUCCAGAAAUCUGAAGCAGAGAUGCCUGACAAAGAUGUGCAGUAAACUGUGACCAGAGAGGAAGCGGGAGGGAAACAAAGGGCCGUUCAUCAUCACAGGAAGUCACCGAACUCACCGAACCUACAGCUGAGUACACUUCAGGAGCAUCGGGAGAAUGUAUGGAAACAGAAUCUGGAGAUUUCUAAAUCUGGGAUGUGUUUGGAAAACUAGAAACACACCUGUCAUAUUGUGACGUUUCUCACUAUAAUCUACACAGUGAUGUGAUUUUAGUCUUUAGGGGCCAAGAGGACUAAAUGUAUGACUCAUACCGGACACCAAAAUCUGGAAUCCUGAGACUGUCCUGCAUUAUUUAUAUAAAAAAAAAAAAAUCAUAUUUAAAACCAAGCUCUUCAAAUCAAUUGAAGAUUUUAACGUUCGGAAAAAAACAUUCUAAAGUAACCCAUUUUUGAUUUUUUUUCUUGUGUCAGUUUAAUAAAAGUCUGGCUAAUUUUCCCAGC